Molecule: messenger RNA, 393 nt
Organism: Cryptomeria japonica (Japanese cedar)
Lineage: Eukaryota; Viridiplantae; Streptophyta; Pinopsida; Cupressales; Cupressaceae
Exons: 1
Coding region: 1-393 (130 amino acids)
Molecular function (GO): nucleic acid binding; RNA-DNA hybrid ribonuclease activity
Source: RefSeq, a predicted model, not a curated record
AUGAGCCUAAUGUCUCUAUGUGGGAAAAUUGAGAACCACCUGACUGAGCUCUUGAUUGAGGUGGCUCAAACCAAUUCAUUAAAGAAAAACAUAUAUACAGACUGGGAUUGGAAGAUUAAGCUGGCUCUUCCAAAUCUUCUCAUUCCACCACUUUUUGGCAAGGGAACCCCAGUGGAUCAGGUCAAUCCAAGAGUGGGUGUUAAAUGGGAAGCGCUAGAGCCUAGAUGGUGCAAGGUAAACUUUGAUGGUGCUUCUGCAGGAAACCCAGGUCAAAGUGGUAUUGGGUGUAUAUUGAGGAACUCUGAUGGUAUCUAUAUAAAAGAAAUCUCUGAAAAGAUUGGAGUUGCCACUAACAAUGAAGUUGAAUUCAGAUCGGCUUUAAGAGGACUAUAG